Aedes aegypti (yellow fever mosquito) is the source of this 1032-nucleotide messenger RNA. Its product is annotated as ejaculatory bulb-specific protein 3. The record is from RefSeq and is a predicted model, not a curated record. NCBI's taxonomy places the organism in Eukaryota, Metazoa, Arthropoda, Insecta, Diptera, Culicidae. The transcript has a single exon. The coding region runs from base 65 to 439 and encodes 124 amino acids.
CGAAACAACAAUACAGUUCACAUGAGAUCUUCUCCAGUUCCACUCAACCCUAAUCUCAACAACCAUGCAAAUCUUCAUUCUGCUCGUCCUGGUGGCGGUGGCCAGCGCCCAGGAUAGCUACCCCACCAAGUACGACAACAUCGAUGUGGAUGAAAUCCUCAAUUCGGACCGUCUCUUCAAGAAUUACUUCAACUGCCUGAUGGAAGCCGGACCUUGCACCCCGGAAGGAAACGAGCUGAAGAAGUAUCUGCCGGAUGCCAUUUCGACCGGAUGUACCAAAUGUAACGAAAAGCAGCGUGAGGUGACGGCUAAGGUGGCCAAGUUCCUGAUCGAGCAGCGACCAAACGAAUGGAAUGCCCUGAGAGGCAAGUACGAUCCGGAUAACACAUUCGCCGAGAAGUACCGGGAUGAGGCGGCCAAGUUUGGAAUUAAGCUGUGAGAAAAUAGUGAUGAUGAAGGUCAUUAUUUUUGUCGGGCGAACAGAAGUUCAGAACAAGUUCUCAAGCUGCUAAUACUACUUUGAACAGUUAUGAAAUAAAUGAAUCAGGAAAAGUGGCAUUUGUAUGUUACUUAGGUAUAAUGCAAAUCAUUUCAAUGUCAACAAUUAUGGAAGCAAUGUUAGCAACUGAUUUGCAAAACAUUUGCAGUUUUAUAUACAGUUCUAGUGAUUCUGAAAAUUUCUCAACAAUAACGCUAGGAUAGUUCAAAUUGGAAAAAAAUGAAAACUUCAACUCUCAUGCUUAUCUGUUUUACAAUCCCUAUGAUAAAAAUAGAGUAUUUUCCAAGUUUUAGCUGUUUUGUGAUGUUUAAAAGGUGCUCCCUAGACGUGGAAGGUUUAUGUGAAAAUUAAUAUGAAGAAACUAACAUUUGACUCAUUCAACACUGAGUGCCCGCAAAAAUAUAGAAAUGUUUAACAACCAGAUUUCAUUCACUUGAUAAAUAUUGUAUCGGAAAUAAUGUUAAAACACAUUUGAUAGUUUAAUAAAAGUUGGAUAAUUCUUUGAUGAUAUUGUUCAUAUCCUUGACAAAUAA